AACAUACUAGCUUGCUUCACGACAAUGUCGCAAAUCACACUGGACUCAGUCAUUGGUGGCAAGUUACUCCAUGGAAACGAGGUCGCAGCUGGAGUUUAGUUUACUCUCUUGGGGAGCGAACAGUUACGGGCAGCUGGGACAGGGACAUGUGGAGGACCAGUCAGUGCCCCGGCUGUCUGACACCGCUGCUCUACAAAGCAGAGUGGUCCGGACUGUGAGUGGCGGCGGGGGUCACUCUGUAUUUAUCACCGGGAAUGGAGAGGUGUUUGUGUGCGGACAGAAUCACAGAGGCCAGCUGGGACUUGGCCACAACGCAGACAUUUCAACUCUUGAACUCUGCCCCAGCCUAAAUCAGACGGUCAAAAAUGUCGCCUGUGGUUGGGAUUUUACUCUUUUUCUCACCGAUUGUGGUCAAGUUCUGGCAUGUGGCUCCAAUGCAUUUGGACAACUGGGUGUUGGAUCGUCAGUCUCACACUCUGCAGAUCUACUGGUUGUUGGGUGUCUGAAGGAUCCAGCGGUGAGUGUAGCAGCAGGACUACGACACUCACUUGCUGUUACUGACUCUGGCUGUGUGUAUCAGUGGGGAACUGGUCUUUUCAGUCACGCUAAGAGAGCGCUCAGUCCACGCCCUGUCCCAUCACACCUCUGCUCUCAGGUGCCCUGUCUGGUACCAGGUGUGGAUCAGAAAACAUCACAUCUGGUGGCUGCAGGCUCAGCGCACUGUGUGUGCCUUACAGGAGAUGGUGAUUUGUUUCUGUGGGGAGGCAACAAGCACGGUCAGCUGGCCACCACAGAACCCUUCCUGUCCUCUCCAUCUCUUCUGAAGCGCUCACUACUGGAUGGAGAGAAAGUCCUGAAUGUGUGGAGCGGCUGGACGCACGUUAUUGCUCAAACAGAGAGUGGAAGAGUGUUCACAUGGGGCAGGGGAGAUUAUGGACAGCUGGGCCGACAAGCAUCAACCAGUCAGAACACAAAGCAGCAGUCAGCUGGUCCGUUAGCAGAAGGUGGAAACCAGGAGGUUUGCCUCCCUGCAGAGGUUAAAGUCCUCAGUGGAGCAACACAGAUCGCAUGCGGAUCUGAACAUAACCUCGCCAUUGUAGGGGGGUGCCUCCUUUCCUGGGGCUGGAACGAACACAGCAUGUGUGGAAACGGUUCACAGACCGACGUCUUUCAGCCUCAGCUCAUAUCUGGUCUCAGACCUCUUCUCAUUGGCUGCGGAGCCGGACACUCUAUGGCAGUGUGCGCUGUGAUGACUGGCUCAAGAUAAAACUCCAGCAGGAACAGCCAUUCAUUCAGCAUGUGACAAUCAGAGACGGGACAAACAGAGUGACUUUGUGAAUUAACACAUAUCUGACUCAUUUAGUGGCUUGUUUGUGCUUUGUAGAGCCCUCAAAGGUUAUUUUAUGUGCCUUUGAAUAUGCAGUAACUUUCACCAUCUAAAAGGCUACCUGAACUGCCUGAACAGGUCAGACUUCAAGCUGCAGUUGUCAUAAAUACUGACGUGUGGUUGGACACAGGCUGAGUUAUGUUUCUUGUGGACAGAGGCCAUCAUUUCUCUGACCAGCCUGUCACAUUGAUGGACAUGAUUGGAGGCGAUGGCUUUGCAGGAACGUGGCCGUGCCUAUGGCUCCUGGUCCACCUGCUUUUCCUGAGUGAAGCUGUUAUGGAUCGUGUGAGGGAUGGGUCAGACUGGUGCUAUAGCUCCAUCUUCCCAUGUCAGCGGUUUUAUUGCUGUGAUCUUGAGUGUCAGGAGGCAGUCAAUCUCUGCACUUCAUAGUGAAAAUCUCAUGAUUUACCCCUCACACAUACAGGACAGUAUUUUUUUCUUUGCUAACUGCCCAUCACUUAUUUAUAUUCUUGCCAGUCUGUGUGAUAUCCUUUGAUUAUGUUUGCCUUAUUUGCACCACUUUCAUACUGUAGACUUCCUUAAUCCCUCUUGGGAGAAACUCUUCCGCUGCAUUUGACCCAACCUACAUAUUUAUAAGGUGUGGGCGUCCGCAGUGCAGCACUUGGGGACCAGCUGCAGGUCUUAAGCCAGUGCCUUGGUCAAGGGCGAUGGCAAGACUCAGGGUGGCUCAGGGAGGAUAUCUUAUGCAUUACAUUUACCUUUUUAUUUUAAAGUUUUUAUUUUAUGAUUAAAGUUUAUGCAAAUUAAACGUAGAAACCAUCAGUGAAAUUAUGCAGUAAUGAAAGUUAAAUUAUUUUUUACCUGGGUUAGUUCAGAAAAAAAUAAAUCAACACUCGUUGAAAAAUGAUCAUUUCUGAGUUUUUUUUAUUUAUCACUAUUUAUUGUACAAGCCUGAACUGUAUUGGUCAAAAAAGACACAAAAAAUCCCUAAACAACAAACCAAUCAAAACGAUCACUGAACACCUUAUUGAGAUAACUAACCACAAAAUGCACGGUGUUCAAAACACACACUCAGAAGUCUCACUAAACGGCACACAUUAGUUGCCUCUUAGUUGCGUUAUUGAUUCCAUUUAUGAUAACAGCUGCUGUUUUUUUAUAGUAUUAUUAUUCUGUCAGACAACGAUCAGCACACUGUCCCCCCUUUAGUGCUCAGCUCUGUUGUAUUGCUGUACCUGACUGCACACAGAUCUCAGCAAGUUGUUGGCAGUGUGUUUGCAGUUGUUUGGUAAAAAGUUGGUCCCUUCUCACUAACUUUUCCACACAAACAAUGACUCUGUACUUUGUACCCAAUGGUUGUUUUUUAAUUAGGUUUCCUCACUGCUUGCCUUUAGAAGCUGAUCCAGACAGGGGUCUCCACUGUAUCUGUGUGCUUUUUGAGUACUGAACUGAUGCUUGUUUUCAGUGGCUGGUGACUGAUGGUUAAUUAAAAAAUAAAAAUGUACAUUAGUUCAUCGCGUUGGUUAAGCUAUACUCCUGAAUGGUAAGAAUAAUUUGCAUAACAGAGGCACUUGUCCAGUAUGAGGUGUAUGAUGUCUUGGCAUUGGUUAGUAUUACAUACUAAUAUACCAAUUUGUAUGUGUGCAGAAAAAGAAUAAAAAUCCAAUUCUACAUGAUUGUCAAUUAAAACGUACCACAUAAUAACUAUAAUGAGUUAAUGUAUAAGCUGUCUUUGUUAAUCAGAGUACAGCUAUAUAUGAAGAUAUAUCAACAUUCAAUUAAUGUUGAAUAUUCAUUAUUCAUUUCUGAAUAACCCUAAGUAAGAUUUGCUUAACCAACUCAAUAAUUGACCAUUUCCUAACAGCACACUUUGCCAUUUUAAUGCCUCAUUAAUACAAGGUAGGAGUGGUGUUUCUUUUUUUUUUUUUUUUUUAAGUAUGACCUCUUUUCAUUUUUUGUGGAUGUUAUCUCUUUGAUGCCUGAAAACAUAUCAAAGGAAUGUUAAAAGUUCACUGGUGCAAAAGAGUGCAAAAAGUCUACAAAGAUGUGACCAUGACAGUGCAAAGUUAACGAUUAGUUUUCAACUGUUUAGUCUGGCUGACAUGAUGAGUGACAGGUUUUUGCCAAGGGGGGAGGGGGGGUUUAAAUCGGAGCAACAUUUUUUUUUCUUUCAACAGAAGAAGCACACAGAUAUUUGAUGAUCACUCAAAAACAUUGGUACACACAACUUCAGCACACAAAAAAGCGUAUUUACAGCACUGGCACACACCAAAAAUAGGCACACAAAUUACAACACAGUAACCAGUCACAGAUACUGAGCUACAUAAGGCUUGACAACAAAACUUCCUCAGUGCUACAUCUAUGCUGAGUUUGUGAUGUACAGGUUGUCACUGUCACACCCAUUUAAAAAAUACUAAUACACACAACAAUGCUACAGCACUAUCAGGUGGGUGAUGGGCCAUUAUGGGUCAUACACAUAGUGGUUGGUACACCAUGGUUCAUAACACAAACUGACUCUGUUGGUUGUCUGCUCCGGUGCUGUCGCUGGGUCUCUAUAAACAUAUAAAAAAACAAUAACAAAAAUAAAUUAUUACACAAAUUAUGUAUAAUGGUGGAAAUGAUGGCGAUGAUGGAUACCUCUGAGGCGCAGGGAGAGGUGAGAAAUGACACUAGCUUGGAGAGUAAAGAAAAUGUGCUCCGUUAGUUUCCUCAUGGUAAAUGACAGGUUUACCAUGUAUUUCCCAUGCUUUAGCCAAGGCAUCAGACAACGAUGUACUGUCUGUGUGCAGAGGUUGGACUCUGGAGUCGGUUAAUAAACAUGCCCAAUCAUGCUGCAUUUUACGGGUUGAUGUACAGUAGUUCACUCAUUGUCAUGCGUUUGUAUACUUUGCGUCAUGCUCUCACAGUCACCUCGGUUUCUUUUAUGCUCUCUUUGACCCGGGCACAGGUAGACAGGGGGGUCAAACAGCAGUUGAAAGCACUAGCCACAAGCUAGUGGGAAAGGAAAGUUGUAUGUAUGCAUGUGCUGUUGAAUAAAAACGGAGGCUAAAUGCU
Lates calcarifer (barramundi perch) is the source of this 4399-nucleotide messenger RNA. It is a transcript of the gene sergef, whose product is annotated as secretion regulating guanine nucleotide exchange factor. The coding region runs from base 71 to 1267 and encodes 398 amino acids. The record is from RefSeq and is a predicted model, not a curated record. Lineage: Eukaryota; Metazoa; Chordata; Actinopteri; Centropomidae. The transcript has 11 exons.